AUGGAGCGAUAUCUAGGCUUGAACAAGGACCCACAGCUUCACAAGUCCUCCAGAGGAAUCCAAAAGUUAAGUCGCUCUUUGACCAACUUGGUUUCGGGCCUCAAGCGAGGGAAGCAGCUGCUGUCAUUCUUGGAAAACGACAAUGCUAUUGUUUUCACGGAUGAAGACAAGGAAGUUCCAUACCCGGAUCAUAGGAGGCCACUCUACCUGGAAGGGCAGAUCAAUGAUGUGUUUAUACGGAGGGCUUUGGUAGACACGGGUUCUUCUGUCAACAUUUUGCCUCUGUCUGUACUUACAGCAGCUGGUAUUCCACUAUCCAAGAUCGUGCAGUCCCAGACAAGCAUUAGCGGCUUUGGGAAUCAAAGUGAAGUAGGGCCUAUCCGGUCACUUACCAAGUUCUAUGUGGUAGACGUAGAUGUGGCUUAUCACGCUUUGCUGGGAAGGCCAUGUCUCAAUAAGCAUAAACUUGUGGUCUCUACUUACCAUCAAUGUGUAAAAGGAAGGAUUGGGCUAAGGCCACUUCAUAUACCUGGGAACCAAGCACCGUUCAACCAAAGCGAAGCUCACUACUCCGAGGUAGAAUUCUACACUGAAUGCACAGGCACCGGAAGCAACCCAUCCAAGGAUUUUGGGACCUAUCUGCCAUCAUGGACCAAAAUUCGUGAUCUGAGCAACGAGGAGCUCAUAACCAUCGUUGAUCCACUCGGAGGUCAACAACCAUGCCUACGAUCAUCCUCAAUGCUCAAAGGUGACGCUGCCAGAUGGACGCACUGUAUACCGCUUAUGACGGGAUUGGUGGCUUGA
This is a messenger RNA of Prunus armeniaca (apricot), 804 nucleotides long. Lineage: Eukaryota; Viridiplantae; Streptophyta; Magnoliopsida; Rosales; Rosaceae. The record is from the annotation of a GenBank genome assembly.